AAAAUGAAUAGUGGUGAAUAUAAAAAAUUUGAAGAAUUAGGUUUAGAUUAAUGGUUAUUGAAAUUAUGUUGGAAGAUUGAUUAUAAAGAACCAAGACCAAUUUAAGUUUUAAGUAUUCCUCCUUUGUUAUAAGGAAAGAAUGUAUUGAGUAUUAAUCAAGGAAAUAAUUAUAGUUUCAUCUCAAACAGGUAGUGGAAAGACAGCUGCAUUCUCAUUUCCAAUUCUAUAAACAUUAAGUCAAGAUCCAUAUGGAAUCUUUGCUAUUAUAUUAACUGCAAGUAGAGAACUGGCAGUAUAAAUAGCUGAAUAAAUAUAAAUAUUUGGUGCUAGUGUAAAUUUAAGAUUGGCAUUAUUAAUUGGAGGUCUAUCUUCAUCAAAAUAAGUAAAAUAAUUAGGAUAAAUUCCACAUAUUAUAAUUGGAACUCCUGGAAGAUGUUCAGAAUUACUUAGUAUUGAUGUUAAUUUCUAGAAAUAUAUUAAAAAUGUUAAAUAUUUCAUAUUGGAUGAAGUAGAUAGAUUAUUAGAACCUCAAAUAUGGGAUGAUAUUAAAAAAGUAUAUCAAUAAUGUGAAUCUCCAUAAAUAGCAUUAGUAUCAGCUACUCUUAAUAAUGUUACUAAUUAAUUAAAAGAUGAAUUUGAAGGUAUUAAUUUUGUUGAAUGUAUCAAUAAUCCAGAACAAAAAGUAUCAGAAACUAUUAAACAUAAAUUUGUAUUGAUGCCAGAUUUAGUUAAAGAUUAUUAUUUCAUUCAUCUAAUGAAAAAAUUAGAAGGUGCAUCUACAAUUGUAUUUGCUCCUACAUGUAGAAAAUGUCAUGAGUUAAAUGAAUUACUUAAUCAUUUUGAAAUUAAAUCAACAUGUUUACAUUCUAUGUUACCUUAACAUGAAAGAAUAAGUAAUUUAAGAGCUUAUAGAUCAUAAAAAACUUAAGUAUUGGUAGCCACAGAUGUAGCAUCAAGAGGACUUGAUAUACCAAAUGUUAAAUUUGUUAUUAAUUGGAAUGUACCUAAAGUAGAAUCAGAUUAUGUACAUAGAGUUGGUAGAACAGGUAGAGCUGGUAGAAGGUAUAUAUUUAAUAAUAUAUAAUUUAAUUAGAGGUACAGCUAUAACAAUGAUGACUUAAUUUGAUGUAGAAAGAGUAUUAGCAAUAGAAAAUUUAAUAAAAUUGAAAAUGGAAGAAAUUAAAUUUAAUGAAGAAAAAGUACUAGCAAAUAUGACAGAUGUUACUAAAGCCAUUAAGACUAUUAAAAUUGUAAUGAUAUUUUUAUAUAAUUUAGAAAAUGCAAUAAGAUGGUACAACUGAAAAAUUCUUAGAUUUUCAAAAGAAAAAAGUAAAAUCUAAAUAAAAAAGAAAAGAAAGUUAAGAAGAAGAAUAAUAAUGA
Molecule: messenger RNA, 1380 nt
Organism: Paramecium primaurelia
Lineage: Eukaryota; Ciliophora; Oligohymenophorea; Peniculida; Parameciidae
Source: the annotation of a GenBank genome assembly